AUGGGAGCUGAGCAGCAGCAGCAGCAGACCGCCGGGGGCAGCAGGUUCGCCGCGGCGUUUGGCCUGCUGCGCCAGUACAUGAAGGACCAGCCUGGGGGCGGCGUGGUCACCGUGGGCCUCAUGCCGGGCGGCGGCGACGGCGUCGAGGCGGUCGCGCCGGAGGAGAGGAUCCGGACCAUGGAGCUCUUCCCCCAGCAGGCCGGCAUGGUCAGGGACUCGCGCGAAAGGUACGGGCCGGAGAGGGCGCCGCUGACCAUCUUCUACGCCGGGAGGACGGUGGUGUUCGACGACUUCCCCGCCGAGAAGGCCAAGGAGCUCAUGCAGCUCGCCGGCUCCUUCGGCGCGCUGCCGGCCGCCUCCGACGCCGGCGCCGAGCCCGUCUGCCAGAACGCGCCGGGGCAGCCUUGCUUUGCAGAGCUGCCGAUCGCGAGGAAGGCGUCGCUCCAUAGGUUCCUGGAGAAGAGGAAGAGCAGGCUGGCCGCGGCAGAUCCGUACCCUGCGCCGGUGGCGGCGCCAGGGGCUGGGACGGCCGGCAAGCCUGUGCCGGAGGACGGCGGCGCGCCGUGGCUCGGCGUCAACUCCGCGCUCCAGCUCAACUGA
This is a messenger RNA of Triticum turgidum subsp. durum (durum wheat), 600 nucleotides long. The record is from the annotation of a GenBank genome assembly. NCBI's taxonomy places the organism in Eukaryota, Viridiplantae, Streptophyta, Magnoliopsida, Poales, Poaceae.